AUGGCCCGUGCGUCAGCACCUCACGUGGUAGUCCAACGUCGCGCGCAGCAAAGCGCUGAGAGUAAAGCGCUGAAGCUCACAACACCACAAAAAGGCCUCUUCGCCGCGUCCUGCUCUCCGGCUUUGUGUCCCCGAGGCCCUCUCCCGCUCGCGAAUGCCGCUUGGGGAGGGGUAUGCCGUGAGCUUUGCCAGUGCUGUCGCCGCCACCCACCAGUCAAGGUGGUCGCCCACUUCAUUGCGCCCAGCUCCGCCGAGUCUGCCCGACCCGAUGAGCCGCAGUGUUACAACUGCGGUGGCAUGGGACACUGGGCUGUUGCCUGUCCUGAGCCAACACGCGAGACGCCAGCUGGCCUUGCGGCUUGGAGGAAUGCCUCUGCGACGCGACAAGGAAGCGGCCGCGCGCAGCACAAUGAUGGCAGAAGGUCCAAAGGACCCAUCAUCACCAAGUACGGCCCUCCACCGCCGCCAACAGGCUAUGGCGCGCAUUUCCCGCCGCCUCCUGGAUAUCCACCACCUCAUAGUUCUUACACGGCACCUCCGCCGCAACCUCCAACUCAUCCUCACUAUCCGCCACAAUAUCAUUACCUUCCAGGUCAUGGGCAACCACCACUGCCCCCGCCUCCACCUCCAAGCCACGGACAUCACUACCCGCCUCCCGCUUACCAUCCGCCACCAGAGUCUUAUCAUGGGCAGCAGCCACGGUCAUCCUAUCCAGGGCCCUCACCAACAUAUGGCGCACCGCAUACAGCACCGCAUACAGCACCGCAAAACUACGGCGGCUAUCCGUACUCAACACAAGACAGCCCGCAGUUCUUCCCGCCUCGGCCAGCGUACAGCGGAUCAUACACGCAAGGAUCUGGCAGCGGCCAAAAGCGUCAUCAUCAACGACCACAACCGACUCACAGAAACUCUGCUCCGUCACCUCCAAAGUCACACACCUCUCAGGUAGCAUCCUCACCUCCCAAACCACCUGCGUCCUCUCCUCCUACACACAUUGCUCAUGCACUACCACCGAAGCCGCCAAAAAGUGUUCAUGAUAUUGACCACGGGCGCGAUCAAAGGAACAAUAAACGGAAACAUGACCAUCAAACAAGACCCAGAGAUAUUAAAGAGCACCAUCCUGGGAGAAAUCAUGGAAGCCCGAAAAUCCCCCCAGUCAUCCAUAACAAUCAUCAUCAUCAGAGCAACGCAAGUGCUCAACAUCACCAAGGGCCCCAGAACAGACUAGGAAAACAAGGGAGCAACAGGAGACGCUCCUCUGCGGGCAAUCACGGAUCGAACCAGCCGCGAAUGCAACGGCAACAGUCAAAGGAUUCGCUCACACCGCAGGCCACGGGGCCACAGAGCUCGCCUCAACUCAAUAACGAAGAUCGCAGACCCAACAACAAUGGCGAGACGCACCAUGAGCACCAUGAUCAGCACAAAACUGCCGAUAGACCCAAGGAAGACUCCAAUCCGCCAAAAGCGGCCGAGACAAGCCCGAUCCUCAUACAGAGUGUUCCUUCGCUGCCACCAAAGCCCAGCCUGGUAGUGGAAGCAUAUGUGCCCAAGGCUCCAGACGAGCGCGCGACCAGGCACCCCCUCGAUUCCAUCAGACUAUCCGAGAGAAAUGUCUCCGACGUCGACGGGAACAAAGAAAGGGACCGUGAUGAUAGAAGCUCUACUGCUAGACAUGGAACAAAAUCCGAAUCAUCAGCGCAAGAAGAUGCUGAAAGAGAUGAAAGGCCACUUAAGAGGUUUCGCCGCGACAGCCGUGACCGGUCGCGGAGUACUAGUAGACACCGAGACAGCGACGAUUUGCCUCCUCUGAACCGACGGAGGUCGCGCUCGGUCCAGCGACGGUCCAGCCCUUCUCGUUCGCCCAGAUCAAGAAAUUCGUCCGUCUCAAGCCGGUCUUCGGAUCUCAACUCACUCGAAGCGGAGCUGCUAGGUGUGUCAGCUCGCAGGCCGUCGACAGAAUCAGAGCAGCGGCGUCGGCCCGAGAGAGUCGCUCCACCUAAGGCCAAGCGUCGAAAACCUACCAAUUCGGCAUUUAGUACUGGAGUUUUUGGGUUGAAGGUAUACUCUCUCAUCGAUACCCGUCACGUUGCUCUUUCCUCCCUCCGUUAUUAG
Molecule: messenger RNA, 2112 nt
Organism: Cordyceps militaris CM01
Lineage: Eukaryota; Fungi; Ascomycota; Sordariomycetes; Hypocreales; Cordycipitaceae
Product: Zinc finger domain-containing protein, CCHC-type
Exons: 4
Coding region: 1-2112 (703 amino acids)
Molecular function (GO): nucleic acid binding; zinc ion binding
Source: RefSeq, a predicted model, not a curated record